GAACAGACCUCGGCAGCGCAGGCCAGCUGCGCGGGAAUCUCGCCUAACCCUUGGAUGGGCUUUUCGUGAAAAAAGAGCUCGGCUUUUCCAACCCACACAGCCCCAAAAUCCUUCUGUCGCAGCGAGCGAUGCCUGUGCGUGCAAAUAGCCGAGCUCACAGCGAUGAAAGGGCCUCAAUCCGUGUUAGCACUUACCUGUGGGGUGGGCAUAAGGAGGGGAGAGAAGGAAAAAAAAAAAAAGUAGUUCCUUAGAGAACCUGCAGAGAUGCUCUCGCCCAGGCACAGGCCACAGCUCAGGAAGGUCCAGUUUGCAGACCUGGGCAUCCAGGUUCUCCUACGAGGCUGCUGCUCUGACAGCCCCGAGGCAGCGGCUUUGCUCCGGGCUGCGCCGGCCCCGCUGAACCGGCCACCUCGUGUCGUGGGGAGGCAGCCUGGAUCCUCCUCCGCUGCCCUCCGACUGCGGCUGACGCUCCACGUGCCUGCUGAGAACAAGCACAUGAAAACCUGGUUACAGCAGCUGGGUACAAGAAGGGUUCAAAAGGUGCUGAAAGGUGCCUCCUGCCUCUUUUUUUUUCUUCUUAGCAUCAGCCCACAUCUCGCCAUGGGGGGAGCUGAGUCACUGGCAAUGUCUGCAAUAUUAUCAGGGCCAAAGCAAUAGCCCUAACGGGCCUUAGGAGAAGCCCACCUACGUACUAACAAUGCGCCGCUUCCCUGUGGUUACAGAGCAAAAUGGCUCAGGACAUGACGGAGAAGGAGCUGCUGAAGAUGGAGCUGGAUCAGCUGAAGAAGGAGGUGAAGAACGAGCGGCAAAUGGUGAGUUUUUCACCCCAAAUGCCAAGGGGCCGUUUGCCAGGGCAACUGCGUGACCUGAUCACGCUGCAAAGGCAAAAAACCCACCACGACCCCUCCAUGGCGGGCGAGGACCCGCUGCUGAAAGGGGUUCCCGAGGACAAGAACCCCUUUAAGGAGAAGGGCGGCUGUACAAUAAGCUGACCCCCCGCUGCUGUCACCGCCGGGCACAGGGAUGUUCCCACGUGCAAGCCAGGACUGUCAGAAACCUGCUUUCCCUGUAGUCUGAGCCCAGCGCUGGGGAGCCCAGGACCAAAGCGUAGCGCGUCUAAAGGACAGCAAAUGGAAAAAAAGAAAAAAAA
Molecule: messenger RNA, 1150 nt
Organism: Egretta garzetta (little egret)
Lineage: Eukaryota; Metazoa; Chordata; Aves; Pelecaniformes; Ardeidae
Gene: GNGT2
Product: G protein subunit gamma transducin 2
Exons: 2
Coding region: 729-992 (87 amino acids)
Biological process (GO): G protein-coupled receptor signaling pathway
Cellular component (GO): heterotrimeric G-protein complex
Molecular function (GO): G-protein beta-subunit binding
Source: RefSeq, a predicted model, not a curated record